This is a messenger RNA of Mytilus californianus (California mussel), 2374 nucleotides long. Its product is annotated as E3 ubiquitin-protein ligase TRIM71-like. The transcript is spliced from 2 exons. Bases 56 to 1738 code for a protein of 560 amino acids. NCBI's taxonomy places the organism in Eukaryota, Metazoa, Mollusca, Bivalvia, Mytilida, Mytilidae. Gene Ontology annotation, molecular function: zinc ion binding. The record is from RefSeq and is a predicted model, not a curated record.
CAUGUGACGUUUUUCUUCCUUGUUAUGAAGGUGGAUAUUUGGUUCAUGUGUCACCAUGGCUACUAGUAGAACACUUUGUAGUCCAUGUUCAGAACGACAAAUAACGAAAUCCUCAAAACACUGGUGCUCGGAAUGUGAAGAAGCCAUUUGUGAUGACUGCCAAGAACAUCAUAAAGUACUCAAAGCCACACGAAAACACGAACUCAUACCGAUUGACAAGUACAAAUCUCUUCCGUCUUUCAUUACCGAUAUACAGCAGUCAUGUACCUAUCACAAUGAAAAGUAUCAACAAUACUGUGUUGCGCAUGCCUUACCUAUUUGUUUCAAAUGCAUUAAUGAACACCAAAAAUGUAACGUCAUUUCUCUUGAUGAAGUCACACACAACGCCAAGACAUCCGGGAACUUUCAAGAUUUAGAAACUAGAUUAAUGGACUUAUUACAGAACAUUGAUAGAAUCAAGACGGGCCGAACGGCUAAUUUGAGCAAUAUUGAAGAAAGGAAGGGGCGACAACUUGUAGAAAUUCAACAAAUAAGAAAUCAAAUUAACAAACAUUUAGACAAACUUGAAAAAGAAAUAAAACAUGAUCUUGAGAAAAAAGAAUGUCAGUGUAAAAAGAAUAUUCAGAAGAUUUUAUCAGAAGUUAAAGAAAAGGAAAACUUAAUAACAGAAUAUCAGACCAAUCUCCAAAGCAUCAAGCAACAUGGUUCCAAUCUUCAAACAUUUCUAGUAAUGAGCAAUAUUGAAGUGAAGGUUUUUGAAUAUGAACAAUAUUUACAAUCGUUGGUUGAAACUAACAAAUUGGACCCAGUCGACCUGACUUGUAAAGUAGAACCAGGGGUGCUUAGUCUCUUAGACAGUUUGAAAAUUUUUGGAUCAAUUGAAAUACAAACUACGUCGAGUAGCAUUCGUUUAAUCAGACCGAAAGACAAACAAGCGCAGUUGCAAGUAACACCAAGGAAGAACAUAAACGAUUUGAACUUGAUUCUACAGAAGAAAAUUGCAUCCCAAUGUGAGAAUGUUAGAGGUUUUUGUAUGUCAGUCAAUGGCGAUUAUUUCUUCACCGACUAUAAAAGAAAACGGCUGACCGUUAUUGCGCCCGAUGGUACAUUCAAAUAUAACAUUAUGCUUAGUCCUAGUAAUGGGUAUGACAUAACAUUUAUCGAUGGGAAAACUAUUGCUAUCACAUCUGGAGAUACCUUCCAGCUCACGGGAAUUGACAUAAUAGACACCGAGAGUCGAACGAAAAUUAAAUUCAUCAGCCUUCCUGGUCGUCCAUAUGGAAUCACACGUGAUCAAGACUCGCUGUUAGUCAGCGUUGCAGGACGUGGUAUAUAUAAAUUAAACCCUGUGGAUUAUACUACGUCUCACGUGAUCAGUUUUAACUUAACUAGAGGUUCCUACGUAUCUGUAUUCAACGACAAGAUAUACUACACUGAUAAACGUGAUCACAGUGUAGUUUGUUGUGAUCGUAAUGGAUCACGUGUUUGGACUUUUAAAGAUACUUCAGUCUUGAAAAACCCGAGAGCCAUCACUGUAGAUAAUGACGGUAACGUAUUUGUUGUCGGAGAACUGUCGUCAAAUGUGGUUAUUAUAUCAAAUGAUGGAAAACUCCACAGACAAAUUUUGACCAAAGACGAUGGUUUAUGGGAACCGUGUGCACUUUUCUUAGAUAAACAGGCCGGGAAACUUAUCAUUGCGAACGAUAAAGAAACUGCUUUCGUUCACAAUGUUACUUAAAAUGAUUGAAAUUAAUAUGUUUUAUAUGUCUUAAAGUUAGGAAAUACCCGUGAGGCAUCACUGUAGAUAAUGCUGGUGCUGUGUUUGUUGUAGGAGAGACGUCGUCGAAUGCAGUUACUAUAUCAAAUGAUGGAAAACAACACAGAAAAAUUCUAACAGAUAAAGAUGGUCUAAAUGAAUAGUCAGCUAUUUUCUUUGAUAAAUAAACCAGGAAACUAUUUGUUAUGUUAGCACAGAAAAAACUACGUUCCUUUACAGUGUUACUUAAAAUAAUUGAAAUUAAUAUGAUAUUUAUGACAAUUGACCUGUUGUUUUCUAAGAGGCAUGGAAUAUUUAAACUAGUAGAAUAUGUUUUUAACACUGUUUAAAACUCAUUGAUCGAUGAAGUCAAUCUUAUUUCGAAUAUUUUAUUCUUUAUCAUAAUAUAUAAUUUGUUAUUCAAAGAAAUUCAAGUAAUGUUUAAUAUCAAUUUUCAUCGCAUGAAUCUAAGUCUGUAUUUCAAACGAAGUCAAAAACAAAUUAAAAAACAUAAAAACUGUCUACAUUUUUUGUAAUAGAUGAUUUUAAAUUAUGUAAAAGUAGACCUAAAAUGCUUUAAAUAUAUUAAUCAUUGAAUAAACGAGACAGUCUGUUAUU